AUGGCUGCUCCUCCUGCUAGAGCUCGGGCUGAUUACGAUUACCUCAUUAAACUUCUGUUGAUCGGAGACAGCGGUGUGGGUAAGAGUUGCCUCCUCUUGCGUUUCUCAGAUGGCUCGUUUACCACCAGUUUCAUUACAACUAUUGGAAUUGAUUUCAAGAUACGGACUAUAGAGCUUGAUGGGAAGAGAAUUAAGCUGCAAAUCUGGGACACCGCAGGACAGGAGCGAUUCCGCACCAUCACAACUGCAUACUAUCGUGGAGCCAUGGGAAUAUUGCUUGUGUAUGAUGUGACUGAUGAGUCAUCUUUCAACAACAUUCGGAAUUGGAUUCGUAACAUUGAGCAGCACGCUUCUGAUAAUGUCAACAAGAUUCUAGUGGGGAACAAGGCUGAUAUGGAUGAAAGCAAAAGAGCUGUGCCAAAAGCUAAGGGCCAAGCUCUUGCAGAUGAAUACGGAAUCAAGUUUUUCGAGACUAGUGCCAAGACCAACUUAAACGUCGAGGAAGUUUUCUUUUCAAUUGCUAAAGACAUCAAGCAAAGACUUGCAGAUACCGAUGCAAGGGCUGAGCCACAAACAAUCAAAAUGAACCAAUCCGACCAAGGCGCAGGAACAUCUCAAGCUACUCAGAAAUCAGCAUGUUGCGGAGAAAAGCAUAGAGAACGUGCGUCUAUCUCCUCCGGUCUCGUUGUUCUCGACGAAGCUGACGAAACUAUUACUGUAGGAAAUAAAACAAUCAUGACUUCAGAUUUCAUCCCGACCGAACUCAUCACCGAUAUAAUGUUGAGAUUGCCUGCAAAGUCUGUCGCGAGAUUUCAAUGCGUGUCGAAGCUAUGGGCAUCAAUAUUUAGCCGCGCAUAUUUCACCGAGCUGUUCCUGACCAGGUCCUCCGCACAGCCGCGUAUCUUAUUCGCCAUUGAAAACGAGGGUUCGUGGAGCAUCUUCUCGGUGCCUCAACGUCUGCGUCCAUAUGAGAAGUCGCCGUCUCCUUCGUCUCUUGCGGUAGCCGCCGAGUUUCAUAUGAUUUUCCCACCAGAAAAUAUGAAAAUCUACCCUCGUAGUGACCGACGAUUUGCAUGUGGCUACGCCUCUGGCUUGAUGUAUUUCUUUGGUAUGUGGAUCGGAGGGUGGGGCGGCGACGGCGAUGGAGUGCCUGUGAUAUGUAACCCUAAAACGGGACGGUAUGAGACCUUACCUUUUGAGAGAAGGUACAGAAAGGCGUAUAGCUUUUUCGGGUUUGAUCCGAUUGACAAGGUAUACAAGGUAUUGUUCGUGGCUGAUCCAUGUGCUCCAUAUCAUCACAAAAUUCUGACGUUAGGAACUGGAGAAAUGGAGUGGAGAAGGAUCGAAGUUCCCUUAAUUAUACAUGAGAUCGUGAGUGAUGGGAUAUGCAUCAACGGUGUUUUGUAUUACUUAGCUGACAUGUAUGAGAGUUUGCCUGAUUCUCAUUCGUCUGAGGAGAUGACUUAUUUUAUGAUAGUUUGCUUUGACGUUAGGUCUGAAAAAUUCAAGGUUAUUUACCGGAAAGGCUAUUGUCAACUGAUAAAUUAUCUAGGUAAAUUAGGUUUGGUUUAUCAUGAUGAUUACACUAAUGAUGCCAUUGCUUUCCGUGUGUGGGUUCUAGAGGAUUUGGAGAAACAAGAAUGGUCGAAAUAUGAAUACACUUUGAGGGAUGAUAAGUUCUCACUUCAUUACGUCUCGGUUGUUGGUGUGACUGCUACGGGUGAAAUUGUUUUGUCGAUGGCCGAUUACACAUUUCAACAGCCGUUUUAUUUUUUCUUCUUCAAUCCUGAGAGGAAGACUCACCAACGUGUUGAAAUCCAAGGUUUUGGAGGAUACCAUGAAGCAUUGGGCAAGCCUAGUAGAGUGCAUGUCUUUGUAGACGAUAGUAGUAGAUUCUACGACUUUGCAAACCAAGUUGAGGGUCUUAGUGUUAAUGAUCCGAAGCUACUUAAGUCAAGCAUCUAUGCUCCAUAUGUGAGGACGGAAGAAAUAGAUUAUGAGGAGGGGUCAAAUUUUGAGGGUUAUAAUGAGUGGUCAAUAGUAUUUGAAGAAGAAGAAGAAGAAUCAGAAUCAGAAAGUUAA
This is a messenger RNA of Microthlaspi erraticum, 2082 nucleotides long. The record is from the annotation of a GenBank genome assembly. NCBI's taxonomy places the organism in Eukaryota, Viridiplantae, Streptophyta, Magnoliopsida, Brassicales, Brassicaceae.